GGUUGGAGAUUCGAUUCACAGCAUUCACGAAUUUGAUCACUCACCAUUUCCAUUUCCUCGAUUCCUCCAUAAUCUUACAUCGAUUCUCCUUUCCUUUUUCUGGAUUGCUUCAAUCUCUCUCCAACCUCUCCUUUUCCCCCUUUUUAUUCGCUUCAUUUUCAUCAAUUUUCCCCCAAACCAACGAACAAUCACAAAUCACAUUCCCUCCCCCCCCUCUCGCUCGCGAAUGUGGAAUGCGAUUGAAUGCCCUAGGGGUUUUCGCGAUUUCGCAACUAAUUAGAUUUGGCUUUUACCGAGUCUGAAUCUGUCAAUUUGUUUCCACGAGCCCGAGUAUUACCAAGUUCUAUAUGGUACAGUAACUCAGAGUGAUGGGGCGUUCUUUAAGAACUGUUGAGACACUUAAAGCUUACCAAAAUCAGGCUGGUGUGCUGGUCAAAAACUAUGUACUAGCGGAUCCUUACAUUCCAUACACUUCAAUGUUUCUUGGAAUGGUUACUUGCAAAUUGGCCUAUGAUCUGAGUCAGCUCAUCAGCACAUUUUACUUCAUAAAUUAUAAUGCCCUCACUAAGAUCCAAAGGAUGGACUGGAAUAACCGUGCCGUUUCCACUCUUCAUGCCGUUUUUAUUUCGAUUAUGGCUUUAUACUUUGUAUUCUGGUCUGAACUUUUCUCUGAUCAAAAUCAUUCUGCUGGACUAGUUACUUUCAGAAAUUCAUCUAUCUCGACAUUUGCACUUGGGCUCUCUGUCGGCUACUUCUUGUCAGACCUUGCAAUGAUCUGUUGGCAAUAUCCUUCUUUAGGUGGACCUGAGUAUGUUCUCCAUCACUCCCUGUCGGCAAUUGCAGUCGCAUAUGCCAUGUACAUGGGGGAGGGCCAGCUCUACACAUAUAUGGUCCUGAUAUCCGAGAUAACAACACCAUGUAUCAAUAUGAGAUGGUAUCUUGAUGUAUCUGGAUUGAAGAAUUCCAUUGCAUAUCUUAUCAAUGGAGUCAUCAUAUUUUUCAGUUGGUUGGUUGCAAGAAUUCUUUUGUUUGGUUACAUGUUCUACCAUGUUUAUCGUCACCACAACCAGGUGAUGCAGAUGCACAUAUUUGGUUCUCUUUUGGUGUUUGUUGUGCCCUUGGCACUCGGAAUCAUGAAUUUGAUGUGGUUUGGGAAGAUCCUCAAGGGUAUGAAGAAGACCUUAAUGAAAAAGACAUGAAAAACAUAGUGCAAUGCUUCACCAAGACAUGAAGACGAUGCUGUACAUAUCCCCGGCAUUUGUGCUCGGAUUCCGUGGGAAAGAGGCGAAUCCAACGAUACACACACACAGUAGCAGAUAGAUUUCACAUUUGGUGCUGGAAAUCAACCUGCUGUCAAUACUGACCACACAUUUUUGUGUCUGAAAAGAUGAUAUGAUUCUCUACUUUUAAUUCUUCUACUCUUGUAAAUGGGCUUAUUUUGACCAGGAAAAACAGAGUUGUGGGGAAGAAAGUUAAGUAAUUGGUAAACGACGUCGUUUUUUGUCC
Messenger RNA from Salvia hispanica, 1506 nucleotides. RefSeq lists its product as uncharacterized. Gene Ontology annotation, cellular component: membrane; endoplasmic reticulum. The record is from RefSeq and is a predicted model, not a curated record. Gene Ontology annotation, biological process: lipid homeostasis. Lineage: Eukaryota; Viridiplantae; Streptophyta; Magnoliopsida; Lamiales; Lamiaceae.